Messenger RNA from Loxodonta africana (African savanna elephant), 6724 nucleotides. RefSeq names its product gasdermin E (gene GSDME). Bases 2723 to 4219 code for a protein of 498 amino acids. The record is from RefSeq and is a predicted model, not a curated record. Gene Ontology annotation, biological process: programmed cell death. Gene Ontology annotation, cellular component: cytoplasm. Lineage: Eukaryota; Metazoa; Chordata; Mammalia; Proboscidea; Elephantidae. The transcript is spliced from 11 exons.
CCUUAUUUCGUCUGUUUUAAGAGGAAGCUUUACAUUUUCCAAGUGCUUUUUUCUUUGUUUUUUCUGGACCUCCAGGGCACCUGGAGGGUUCUUUUCUAUUUGUGAUAGUUAAGAUUGUGUGUCAACUUGGCUGGAUGCACCUGGAGGGUUCUUUUCUAUUUGUGAUAGUUAAGAUUGUGUGUCAACUUGGCUGGACCAUGAUUCUCAGUAUUUAUAUGUGAUUACCUUCCAUCUCCCAGUCUGCACCUAUGGCCUCACGGGAAGUUCCUUAUGAUCAGUCGACUGAAGAAGAGAAAACCCGUACCUGGUCCUGCAGGAUAUGCAGGCACCACUCAAAUGUGGACAGCAGCAGCACUACAGCCCCUUUCUGGGACCUCCCUGAAGGACAGUGGUGAAGGGGAAUCCUCUCAAUGGGCAGAACUUCCAGCAGUGCACCUGAUUGUUCACUUUGCUUGGAAGGAGAAAUGGCCUGAUGUGUGAUUGUAUACUGAUUCAUAGGCUGUGGCCGAUGGUUUGGCUGGAUGGUCAGGGACAUGGAAGGAACAUGACUGGAAAAUUGGAGACAAGGAUUUAUGGGGAAGAAGUAUGUGGAUACACCUCUCCCAAUGGGCCAAAGAAGUGAAGAUAUUUGUGUCUCCUGUGAAUGCUCACCAAAGGGUAACCUCUGCAGAGGAUGAUUUUAACAAUCAAGUGAAUAAGAUGACACAUUCUGUGGAAACCAGUCAUCCUCUUUCCCCAGCUACUCCUAUCUUUGCUCAAUGGGCUUAUGAACAAAGUGGCCAUGAUGGCAGGGAUGGAGGUUAUUCAUGGGCUCAGCAACAUGGACUUCCACUCACCAAGGCUUGGCCACAGCCACUGCUGAGUGCCCAAUCUGCCAGCAGCAGAGACCAACACUGAGUCCCCAAUAUGGCACCAUCCCUAAAGGUGAUCAGCCAGCAACCUGGUGGCAAGUUGGUUACAUUGGACCACUUCCGUCAUGGAAAGGGCAGCGUUUUGUUCUUACUGGAAUAGAUACUUACUCUAGAUAUGAAUUUGCCUUCCCUGCACGCAAUGCUUCUUCCAAAACUACCAUCCAUGGACUUACAGAGUGCCUUAUCCACUGUCAUGGUAUUCCACACAGCAUUGCCUCAAAUCAAGGGACUCACCUCACAGGAAAUGAAGUGUGGCAGUGAGCCCAUGCUCAUGGAAUUCACAGGUCUUACCAUGUUCCUCAUCAUCCUGAAGCAGCUGGCUUGAUAGAACGAUGGAAUGGCUUUCUAAAGACACAGUUACAGUGCCAGCUAGGUGGCAAUACCUUGCAGGGUUGGGGCAGUGUUCUCCAGGAGGCUGUAUUUGCUUUAAACCAGUGUCCAAUAUAUGGUACUGUUUCUCCCACAGCCAGGAUUCGUGGGUCCAGGAAUCAAGGUGUGGAAAUGGGAGUGGCACCACUCACCGUUACCCUUAGCAACCCACUCGCAAGAUUUUUGCUUCCUGUCCCCACGAUCUUAUGCUCUGCAGAUCUAGAGGUCUUAGUUCCAAAGGGAGGAAUGCUCCCACCUGGAAGCACAUCACUGAUUCCAUUGAACUGGAAGCUAAGAAUGCCACCUGGCCACUUUCGGCUCCUUAUGUCUCUGGAUCAACAGGCAAGGAAGGGAGUUAUCAUACCAGCUGGUGUGAUUGAUCCUGAUUACCAAGAGGAAGUUGGAUUGAUAUUACAUAAUGGAGGUAAAGAAGAGUAUGUCUGGAAUGCAGGAGAUCUCUUAGGCAUCUCUUAGUACUACCAUGCCCUGUGUUUAAAGUCAAUGGAAAACUACAGCAACCCAAUUCUGACAGGACUAUUAAUGACCCAGGAAUGAAGGUUUUGGUCACCCCACCAGGCAAAAAACCAUGACCAGCUGAGGUGCUUGCUGAGGGGAAAGGGAAUAUGGAAUGGGUGGUGGAAGAAGGUAGUUCUAAAUACCAGUUACAGCCACGUGACCAGUUGCAGAAAUGAAUACUGUAAUUGUUAUGAGUAUUUCUGCUUUGUAUGUGUGCGUCAAAUAUUUUUGUUUUCUUCUAAGGUGUAAACAGGGCUAGUGUGUUUUCAGUUGUAUGCAUGUUAGUUUUAUCAUGUUAGGUGCAAUUAUAACUUUAUAAUUGUCUUUAUUCAGGGAUUAUGUAUGGUUUAAGGAGAUGUGUACAUGUACCAAGUUGACAAGGGGUAGACUGUGAUGGUUAAGAUUAUGUGUCAGCUUGGCUGGGCCAUAAUUCUCAGUGUUUAUAUUUGAUCACUCCCAUGAUUGAAUCUGCUGUGAGUAGCCAAUCAGUUGAAAGGGAUUUUCCUUGGGGGUGUGGCCUGCAUCCCAAUAUAAGCAGACAUUCUGGCUUUUUUGCUGACUCUGGAUCCUGUGCUGCCUCUCGUUCGUCUGACUUCAGGCUCUUGGGACUUGAGCUGUAUCUUAGCUUAUCUGCAGAUCUGGAAUUCAUUGAUCUUCACAGCCUGAGAGCAGGAGACUUGCACCCUGACCUGCCAAUCUUGGAUUCACCAGCCCCCAAGGCUGCAUGAAUUGAGAGAAACCUCUAUCCUGAUACAAGGCCUUGGGACAUUUCAGCCUCUACAGUCGUGAGAACACCGGGGCCUAGUUGUGAGUGACAGGCCAUGUCCUAGCAACACCAGGGCCCAGCUGAGAGUACCAGGCCAGAUCCCAGAUACCAAGACUGUUUUUCUCUUUCUCAUGAUCUUGGGUAAUUUGGAGCCAUCAAAAUGUUUGCCAAGGCAACAAGGAAUUUUCUUAGAGAAGUUGAUGCUGGUGGUAACUUGAUUGCAGUAUCGAACUUGAAUGACUCUGAUAAGAUACAGCUUCUAAGUCUGGUGACCAAAAAGAAGAGAUUCUGGUGGUGGCAGAGACCCAAGUACCAAUUUUUAUCUGUUACCGUUGGAGAUGUACUUACAGAAGAUCCAUUUCUGAGUCCAGUGGUUGUGGAGUCGGACUUCGUGAAAUACGAGAGCAAGUUUGAAAAUCAUGUGAGUGGGACCAUCAAGACGGUGCUUGGGAAGGUCAAACUGAAUAUUGGAGGCAGAGGCCUCGUGGAGAGUCAGUCUUCAUUUGGAACCCUGAGGAAGCAGGAGGUGGACUUGCAGCAGCUCAUCCGAGACUCUGUUGAGAGAGCAAUAGAUCUGAAAAACCCUCUGGUGCAGCAGGUACUGGAGAGGAGGAAUGAGGUUCUGUGCAUCUUGAUACAAAAGAUCGUGACGACGCAGAAGUGUGUUAUCUCUGAGCACGUUCAGGUUGAGGAGAGGUGUGGCGGCAUGGUGGGGAUCCAAACCAAGACCAUACAGGUGUCAGCAACGGAGGAUGGGAACGUGCUCAAGGACUCCAAUGUGGUGCUGGAGAUCCCAGCUUCCACCGCUAUUGCCUACGGCGUCAUCGAGUUGUAUGUGAAGCUGGACGGCCAGUUUGAAUUCUGUCUCCUCCGAGGGAAGCACGGUGGCUUUGAGCACGAGAAGACAAAUGACUCCAUCUACCUGGACCACACGGUCUUUAGAAUGUUUGCCUUUGCGGACAUGCCAGAUAUUGGGCAUGGAGUGUCUUCCCCGGGCGGGCCCUUAAGUGCUUUAAAACAAGAGGCUCUGCUCUUGGAGAAGAAUUUCCACCCCUUUGUGGAGCUGCCAGAGCAACAGCAGACAGCUCUGAACAACAUCCUGCAGAGAGUCCUACUUGACGAUGAAUUACUUAUGGCCCUGGAAAGAGUGUGUGAUGACGUGGCCAGCGGCCUCUCGCCCCCGCUGGCAGUGGUGGGGGAGCUGAAGCCCCCACAGCAGGAAGACCUCACAGCCUUCCUGCAGCUGGUGGGGUGCAGCCUGCCGCAGGGCGGGCGCCCAGGACAGGAGGACGCCCUCAGCAACCAGGAGCUCUUUUCAACAGCCUACUUCUUGGUCAGUGCUCUAGCAGAAAUGCCAGAUAACGCAGCAGCUCUGCUGAGCACCUGCUGUAAGCUCCAGAUUAUUCCCACGCUGUGCCACUUGCUUCAUGCCCUGUCUGAUGAUGGACUGUGUGAUCUUGAAGAGCCAACCUUGGCUCCCCUAAAAGAUGCAGAAAGGUUUGGGCUUGUGCAGCGCUUGUUCGCCUUGGCCGACAUCAGCCUGGAGAGACUGCAGUCAUCCAUGAAAGCUGUCAUCCUGGAGCAUCCGAGUGUUCUCCCACUGAUUCUUUGUAUCACCCUGAAUGGACUGUAUGCUUUAGGCAGAGGAGACGCGUAAUGUCACAAUGAGUCAGCAGUAUAUAUUACUGGCCAGGAGCCCUGGUGGCUCAGUGGCUUACGGCUUGGCUGCUAGCCAAAAGAUCGGUGGUUCGAAUCCACCAGCUGCCCCCUGGAAAACCUAUGGGACAGUUCUUCUCUGUCCUAUAGGGUCACUGUCAGUGAGACUCGACAGCAAUGGGUUAUUAUUGGCCAAGGCUGGGUGUUUUUCAGCAGUGGUUAAGAUGAUAUUUUGGGAUUUAGGUCAGUUCCAUCUUAAAAGUUGAUCAAGGAAAUGAGUUUACAAAACAAUUUAAUAAGUGGUGCACUAUGAAUGACCUCACUUUUAAUGGCCAGGUGCCUUUAAACAGCGUCUCUUUCAUGAGAGGCCCUCUGCAGCUGGUGACCCUGUGUCUAAGUUAAAUCCCAGCCCCUGAGGAGCAAACCAGUUGCCAUCGAGUCGAUGCCAACCCAUGGCAGCCUUUAUGUGCCUGAGUAGAACCGUGUGCCACAGGGUUUUCAGUGGCUGAUUUUUAGGAAGUAGAUCACCAGGAUUUUCUUCCCAGGCACCUCUGGGUGGACUCAAACCUCCAACCUUUUGGUUACCAGCCAAGUGCGCUAAUCAUUUGCACCACCCACGGACUCCUAAGAGCACAAAAGCGUACUAACUCAGAGGAGGGUUGAGAAUUCUAAGCUAAUACACAUUCAGACCAUUUUUCCUGAACUAAAACAUCACUUUCUUGCAUUUCCCACUCUGUUAUACAAAAACAGGAGAUUGACACUUUGAUCCAAAAAUUCAUUUUAACUUGUGAAUGCUCUGGGAAGUCCAUUUCUCUUCACAGAAGAGCUGUUUCAAAUGCACUGUAUGCUAUAUGGCGGUUGAAAAAUGAGCUGUAAAUGCCACUAAAAAAAAAAAAAAUUAGUGUACAGAUAUUCCUCUGUUAAAUAAAAUUAUACUUAAAAAAAAAUCUAAUAACAAGGCACUUCUGCUUGGGGUACUAAGUAUAUGCAUUUUAUUUUACCAUGCUAUUCUUUGAUGAACAUACUGAUUAUAUGUUCAGAACAAUAUAUUGAUUUCCCAUGCAUUCUGGGAAUUUUAUUUAUAUAAUACUAUGUAGAAUAUCAGAGAAAACUUUGAACUGUGUAUGACUGUAUGUGUAUAUUUGCUUUUUAUUUUGUUUUGAUGGAUGGUAUUUUGUUUUGCCUGGGCGGUUUCCCUGGUGCCCUAGACUCCAUUGGCAGGAUCUGCUAACACCCUUCAAAAACCUGAAGCCACUUCUGCUUUCCGUUAGCAAAAAGCAGCUAAGACCAGGAGCUAUAAUUUGCUUCACUUUUGGAGCAAAGAGGCGGGGGGGACAGGAGUAGCAAUUGUUGGAUGAGAAGCAGGUUACCCAGCACAUGUUCUUUUUUACGUCAACAUCAUCCACUUAUUCCUUCCUGCCCUUCAGAUUUUAAUACGUGUUAACAAGGAAGAAGUGAAGCAGCUAACCCUUUCCUCACCUCUAUACAAAGGAGACUGUCUGUUAAGGUUGAUGGAAAAUUUGGAAAUGGAUAGUGGUGAUCGCAUAACAUGAUGCAUCUAAUUAAGUCACUGAAUUGUACAUGUAAAAAAAAUUGAAAUAGCAAAUGUUUUGUUUUAUAUAUAUAUUUACGACAAUAAAAAAGGAGACUCAAUCUUAUGCAAAAGUGGGAAAAUAGGAUACAAAGUUGUACAUUUUAGUGGCAACUAUUUAAAAAUAAGCAUCUUAUACACAAAGAUGGGAAAGGAAUAUGUAAAAGUGAGGAGUUGUGCUAGGAUGGUGGCACUAUAGCUGCCUUUUUAUUUGUCUGGUUUUCUGAAAUAACAAUAAAGUAAAACUGCAAAUACAAUGUGUAAUAUGAACCUCCUUGUGUAAAAAACAGGUUGAUACGAGUAUGGGAAAUACCUUUUAAGAGCUCACAAGAGGCCUAACAGUGGCUACUUCGGGGAGAGAGGCUUAGAAACUGAGGCCUUCAGGGGAUGUUUUACCUUUUUCUUCCUGUUUGAAUUUUGGUUGCAUUAUCCUCUAAAUCAAAAAACCAAAGGAAAAAAAAAAAAAAAAAACCAAAGACUUCACACAGAAAAAUAAGGCAAGUAUUUUUAAGGUGGAAGAAUGAAUAAUAAAAAACCGAGUUUUUGGGAGACAUCAGAAAUACACUGCAUUAGCAGUUUCUGAAGCCUGAGGCAUGGCUCCUGGAAACUAGCCUGGGGGAUGUGCUGGUUAAGAUUGUGUUCAACUUGGCUGGGCCAUGAUUCUCAGCGUCCAUAUGUGAUCACUCCCAUGAUGGGAUCGGCUGUGAGUAGCCAGUCAGUUGAAAGGGAUUUUCCUUGGGGCUGUGGCCUGCAUCCAUAUAUAAGCAGAUGUUCUGGCUUUUUGCUCUGUUUGGAUCCUGCAGCUGCCUCCUGUUCAUCCAACCUCUGGUUCUUGGAACUUGAGCUAUCAGCUUAUCUGCUCAUCUUGGGAUUCAUAGAUCUUCACACCCUCUGAGCGGAGAGCCCUGCUCCCCC